AUGAUCGCUGACGCUUGGCUGAAACAUGAGAAGGAGCGCGCUUUGAUUUCCAAGUCUCCGAAGCAGGUCCUUGAAAUGAUGGAAGCCCAAUGGGAGACUGACAUGCGCAAGAACAUGAAUGAAACCUUGGUGAUGAAAGCUACCUUUGCACCACGUGGAACUAUGGUGAAGGAGAUUUACACGACCGUUGAGCAUGUACGUAAGGAAGCACUCCGACGUGGUCAUCGUGCAGGUAGUUCGCUCUCCUUGGAAUCAGGUUGGGACUUUCUUCAACCUGAACUGCUCGGCAACGUGUUCGUGAGGAGAAGCCUUAUUUCCUUGCGCUUGCUUUUCCUUGUGGCCCUUGGUCACCUCUGCAACGGUUGUCAAAGAGUUCUACCCUGCCAUCCUCAACGCCGAGCAGAAGCCAGAGUGUUGCUAGCCUUCGCCUUGCAAUUGGCACAGCUUCAACGUGCCGAAGGCCAACACUACCUCCUGGAGAAUCUCGUGGGGUCUGAGGCCUGGCGUGAGGAGAUCAUGAAAAAGUUCAUUGAGGAGGAGAUGGCUUACGUCUCCUUCGAUCAGUGCAGGUUCAACCUUCGGGGCUAUCUUGGAGGACUCCACAAGAAGCCAAGUCGAUUGGCUACCAGCUCCUUGGAAGUAGCUGGAGAGGUCUUCCUUCGGGGCAUGGAAAGACAGUUUGAGAAAGACUUCGGCAAGACCUCUCGAGUUGCAAAGGAAGUCACGGCCACCGAGGAUGUCACUGUGGAGGACGACCCGGUCCCUUUGAUGGCCGAUAGGUCUGAUGGUGACGAUGAGUUCAAGCAUGAUGAAUCGACCUCCAAGAUUCCUGCAAAUGUGAAGCAGAUGGUUGAGAAGCUGCACAUCAACACUGGCCACCGUAGCAACAAGCGCUUAGCUCGAGCUCUUCUGGUUGCUGGUGCUCCUGCGCAAGUGGUGGCAUGUGCAAAACGGCUCAAGUGUGCCGUUUGUCAGGAAAGAAAACCUCUAAAAGCUAGCAGACCUGCUUCACUGCCAAUGCCAAAAGACAUCAAUGACCAGGUGCACGUGGACCUCUUCGAGGCAUUUGACUCCGCUGGCACUCGCUACUACAUCGUCCACAUCAUCGACUGGGCGAGCAGGUUUCAAAUGGCUGAAGUCCUGGACGACAAGUCCUCAGCUUCUGUGGAACGCUUCCUGCAGAAACGUUGGAUGCAUGGUGAUGUUUUGGGUGAUGUUCGACAACGUUUGCUGGAUUCCUCACCUUCCUUGGUUCGGCAGAUCGCAAUUCGCGAGACGGCCAAAGUGGCGAUGUUGCGGUUGCACUUCUCCCGAAUUGGUGGCAGCUAUGCAACCUUCAAGACAGGGUUCUGUCGUUGCUUUGUCACGGAGGAGCUUAUGGGAUCUGGGACCAUGCAACCUGGCAGUGCGCAGACUGGCGCACCAGCACCUGGAACAUCUGUGGUCCUUCGAGCAAGUCAGGUUCCUUCCUCACCGAGUAUGUCUCCUGGCUUGGAGCGCCUCAUGGAGCGUGCGAGAAAUGUAGAUGAAGAAGUGCAAAGCGCUCACAGUGGCGAAAGUCGCAAGCGUGCUGCAGAUGUUCCUUUGAGCACUCUGGAUGAAUCUGAGAUUCCCCCUCCACCUGGCGGUCCACUUCGUGAGACUUUGGCGAUGGACCAAGCGACUGUUGAGUGCUUUGAGGAUGAGUUCAACUAUGGUGGAGUGCACCCUUUGAAAUGGAUCUAUGAGAAGGCAGCUCAUGACCGUUGGACCCUGAGAAUGCCAUUGUCUUUGACCACAGCACUUGGCGUGGCAACUGGCCGCUUCCUAGCAGGAGCGAAUGGCAAGGUCGACGGCAACUUCGUUUGA
Molecule: messenger RNA, 1848 nt
Organism: Durusdinium trenchii
Lineage: Eukaryota; Dinophyceae; Suessiales; Symbiodiniaceae
Source: the annotation of a GenBank genome assembly